AUGGUCGUGGCUUCUGAUGCGAUUCACCUGAUCAGGGCCCCUCAGGUGGUCCUUGUACAGUCCAAUGAUCAAAGCCCAAACACCAGCGCGCCAUCGAGCUCUCCCGAUGACGGCUCUGCAUCUCGUGGAGGCAUGUCGACGGGCGCCAAAGCAGCGAUUGGGACAGUCAUUCCACUCGUAUUCCUCGCGAUGGCUCUGGGGGCCUACUUUCUAAUCCGCAGACGCCGCCGGCAUCUCAACGACAAGAACGGUACGCAGCCGGAUCAAAACGAAGAAGCAGCUGCGGCGGGACAGGCUGAGCUGGACGGUGCUGGCGCCGCUUCAGCCUCCCCACUAUCGGGCAAGGCCGAGUUGGAUACAUCGGGUCAGAGAAUAUCAGAGCUCGUGGGCAGCCCGGGGACGGUGCCGGGUGUUCUCGAAGGCAUACAAGAACUUCCCGGAGACUACGGAAGAAGUCCGUCUGAGCUAGGCGAGCAUGGAUCGAGAGCCCCGGCACCAAGUCCGAGGCCUACAGAGGCAGACGAAACCGUAGUGCCUGCAGCCGGCCAAGCCUGCAGCGAUCACUAA
Molecule: messenger RNA, 567 nt
Organism: Purpureocillium takamizusanense
Lineage: Eukaryota; Fungi; Ascomycota; Sordariomycetes; Hypocreales; Ophiocordycipitaceae
Exons: 1
Coding region: 1-567 (188 amino acids)
Source: RefSeq, a predicted model, not a curated record